AUGAGCGCCAACAGAUUACAGAAGGAAUUCAACAAUUAUAUAAGAUGUGUUCGCGCUGCACAAACCGCCUCCAAGUCCCUGAUGGAUGCCGUGUGCGAGAUCUACGAGCCACAGUGGAGCGGCUACGAAGCCCUGCAAGCACAGACUGGCGCCUCGGACAGCUUGUGGGCGGACUUUGCACAUAAACUGGGGGACCAAAAAAAAGUUGAGAAGCGCAACCGAAAGCUGAUUGACUACGAUGGCCAGCGCCAUUCGUUCCAAAAUCUCCAGGCCAAUGCCAACAAACGCAAAGACGACGUCAAGCUGACCAAGGGACGCGAACAGCUGGAGGAGGCCCGACGCACCUACGAGAUCCUCAACACGGAACUGCACGACGAGCUGCCCGCCCUGUACGACUCGAGAAUACUGUUUCUGGUGACCAACUUGCAGACGCUCUUCGCCACCGAGCAGGUCUUCCACAACGAAACGUCCAAGAUAUACUCGGAGCUGGAGGCGAUUGUUGACAAACUGGCCACAGAAUCGCAGCGCGGCUCUAACACGCUCCGCAAACAGACAAGCAAUGCCAUCAAGACGUCGAGUCCAGUGCAGUCGCCGGUUAACAAGCUGAACAACGCCAGCAUCAACAGCACCAACUACCAGAAUCAAAUUACCACAAACGGGGGCUCCAGUCUGGCGAACAGCCAACCGACGCCGGAGUCGCCGUCGCCGCCGCCAAAUUUAAAGCAGCGCAUCAGUAGCAGCCCAGUGCCAAGCAGUCCAACGCCGGCGGAUGGGGUAAAUGGUGCGACGACCAUAAGCAGCGCCCAAGCAAUGGACAUUGCCGAGCUAAGCAGUCCGAAUGCCAACACGAAGAUCACAACCACCACACAGACAACGACAGUGACAAAGGCAGAGGAACAAAAAGCAGCAGGAGAGGGAGCAGCAGAAUCAGCAGCAGCACCCAUCCAGGUGAACGGUAAUGGCAACAACAAUCAAUCCCCGGCAAGCAGUGCCAGUGCACAGGCAAAGGAAAAGGAAAACAUCAGCAGCAGCACUGCCAGUGGCGGGGGCGGUGGAGGCAAGCAUCCCAAAGAGCUGCCCACAACAACAACGAAUGCCGAAGCAGCGGCCGAGGCGGCCGCCAAUAACGGCAACUCAAUCGAGGAGCACAAGCAGAAGAAAUUAGAGGACGAUGAGUGCAUCUACGAGGUUCCCAAUGGUGAGUAA
Molecule: messenger RNA, 1206 nt
Organism: Drosophila persimilis
Lineage: Eukaryota; Metazoa; Arthropoda; Insecta; Diptera; Drosophilidae
Gene: Amph
Product: bridging integrator 2
Exons: 8
Coding region: 1-1206 (401 amino acids)
Cellular component (GO): cytoplasm; plasma membrane
Molecular function (GO): phospholipid binding; protein binding
Source: RefSeq, a predicted model, not a curated record